This is a messenger RNA of Rhodofomes roseus, 2181 nucleotides long. RefSeq names its product asparaginyl-tRNA synthetase. Gene Ontology annotation, biological process: asparaginyl-tRNA aminoacylation. Gene Ontology annotation, molecular function: nucleic acid binding; ATP binding; asparagine-tRNA ligase activity. Gene Ontology annotation, cellular component: cytoplasm. The transcript is spliced from 7 exons. Lineage: Eukaryota; Fungi; Basidiomycota; Agaricomycetes; Polyporales; Fomitopsidaceae. The record is from RefSeq and is a predicted model, not a curated record. Bases 208 to 1929 code for a protein of 573 amino acids.
AAGACAUGCUGGCGAGUCACGGCAGCCAGUGCGAAGGAAAGCCUCAGUGGAUGAGACGUGAUUCUGAAUCUCGAUGGCUACAGGACGCGAUCACGUGCACCCCCGUAUCGGCAAUUCAUCAGAUCUCGAUCGACUGACUCGAGCGUGUAUCCCAAAAUCCAAGCAACGCACCGCGUCGACUCAUUGCUCAUACUGUUUCCUCCCACCAUGUCUGCGAUAUACGUCGACGACUCUGCCGGCUCCGACGAGACCGGCAAUGGCAUUGCGGAGGCCCCGUACCAAUCGCUCGCAUUCGCGAUCUUCACGCACGGCCCGGAGACGAAGUUGCUUGCACGCAAGGAUCCCAGCGCGUCAUAUGAGGAGCCCACACAGUCCGCGCUGAAGAAGGCAAAGAAGGGCGCGGACGGGUUGGAGAAGAAGAGGAAGAAGGCGGAGGAACUGGCGGAACGCGAGGCGAAGGAGAAGUCGGAGGAGCGCGAGCGGAGACAGAAGGUGCUCGAGGAGAGCAAGAAGAUCGUUCUGGAGGAGGAUCCGGCCCUCACUGCUGCUGUGAAGUCAAAACUUGGAAACCUCACACCCCUCCGCUCAAAACGAGUCCGCGUCUCGGGCUGGGUGCACCGCCUGCGUGAUCAGAACAAGAUCAUCUUCAUCGUCCUGCGGGACGGGACAGGGUACCUGCAGUGCGUGCUCUCGGGGAAGGUCGCGCAGACGUACGACGCGCUCACGCUCACGCUCGAGUCGACCGUCGAGCUCGUGGGCACGCUGCAGCCCGUUCCAGAGGGAAAGACCGCCCCGGGUGGGCACGAGCUGGUGGUCGACUACUGGAGGGUCCUCGGGGCGUCUCCGGGUGGCGAGGAUGCGUUCACCAACCGCUUGAACGAGAAAUCAGACCCUUCUAUCCUUGCAGACCUCAGGCAUCUCGUCAUCCGCGGCGAGACCGCCUCCGCCGUGCUCAAGCUGCGGGCAGCGCUGCUGAGCUCGUUCCGGCAAUCGCUCGUGUCGCGUGACCUCGUCGAGGUGACCCCGCCGUGCAUGGUGCAGACGCAGGUCGAGGGCGGUGCGACGCUGUUCAAGUUUGACUACUACGGACAGCCUGCGUUCUUGACGCAGAGCUCGCAGCUCUACCUGGAGACCUGUCUUCCGUCGCUCGGGGAUGUCUUCUGCGUGCAGGAGAGUUUCCGUGCGGAGAACAGUCAUACGCGUCGCCAUCUGAGCGAGUACACUCACCUCGAAGCGGAGCUGGCGUUCAUCACUUUCGAUGACCUGAUGAGCCACAUCGAGGGCAUCAUUUGCAGCACUGUAGAUAGGCUACUUGCAGACCCCUCAACGGCAGCCCUCAUCAAACAGCUGAACCCCAACUUCACCGCCCCCGCCCGGCCCUUCCGGCGGCUCUCGUACGUCGACGCGAUCGCCUGGCUGAACGAGCACGGCAUCCAGCAUGAGGCGGAGGACGCGGAGGGGAACGUCAUUCGGGACGAGGCGGGGAGCGCGAAGAUGGUUGACCACCAAGUCGGCGACGACAUCGCAGAAGCGGCGGAGAGGCGCAUGACGGACAUCCUCGGCACGCCCGUGUUCCUGUACGGCUUCCCCGCGGAGCUCAAGGCGUUCUACAUGAAGAAGAUACCUGGAACUAGCGCGGACGGUGGGCCCGUGUGUACGGAAAGCUGCGACCUGCUCAUGCCCGGCGUGGGCGAGAUCGUGGGUGGGUCGAUGAGGAUCGCGGACAUGGAGGAGCUCCUCGUGGCGUACAAGCGCGAGGGCAUUGACCCCGCGCCGUACUACUGGUUUACGGACCAGCGUAAGUAUGGCACGUGCGAGCACGGAGGGUAUGGACUUGGUGUGGAGCGCUUCCUUGCAUGGCUUGCCAACAGGUUCACUGUCCGGGAGUGUUCGCUCUAUCCCCGCUGGCCGGGCCGUGCGACACCGUGAUCUUGGCUUGAUUUCCAGGUGGGAGGUUGCGGAAAUAGAUUGUAGUUCUCAUCAUAUGUUCGUGUCGAACUGCUGUGCAGUCUGUUGCAGAAUGAAUCAGGUGUAUCUUUCGCUGUCUCUCAUGGUCUCUGUCUGAUGUGUACUAUCUCGAGUUUUAUCGAGUCUAUUUCAAUCGUAGGAAAUCCCGAUCUGAAAGUGUAUCCGAGAGUUACUAUUGACGUACCAAUUCUCUCUCUGUCUCUCCCACAGACA